Molecule: messenger RNA, 4473 nt
Organism: Gastrolobium bilobum
Lineage: Eukaryota; Viridiplantae; Streptophyta; Magnoliopsida; Fabales; Fabaceae
Product: ABC transporter B family member 19-like
Exons: 9
Coding region: 1-4473 (1490 amino acids)
Biological process (GO): transmembrane transport
Cellular component (GO): membrane
Molecular function (GO): ATP binding; ATP hydrolysis activity; ABC-type transporter activity
Source: RefSeq, a predicted model, not a curated record
AUGGCUGAUUCUUCCUUUGAAGCUGACUUCUACCCCUCAAGCCACCAGAAAAAACACUAUCCAACACCAGUGAGUUUUCGCAGUAGUGUGUCUGGCUCAAACUCUUUCAUACCAUCAAGCUCUCGAAGCAGUGCUACUUCUAGAAGCAGAAGAGCUCGCCGCAACAGAAUUCCUACCACACCAUUUGCUUCAGAUGAUGACCGUUCAUGGCAAGAAGAGGUUUCAUGGAAGUUUGGGGCAAAAGGGUUGCGUGAGUAUAGCACAAACUUUAGUUCUGUUAUGAGUCCAUGGCCAGCCAGCACUGAACACAGUCGUGUAUUUCAUCAAUCAGCAAAUGACUAUUACCUUUCAAGAACAGGUGGUGGGGUUAGAGGCAUAACAAAUUCAUCUUAUGAACAUUCUGGUUAUGGAAGAGUUGAGCUUCAGAGCUAUGUUGCUAGGGACAUUGAUCAUAGUCAAGGGUUCUCAAAGUUGGGGAUCAUCAAAGAGAGGAGUGGUGGAAAAGGUAGGAGUAGUCCAUUGGCUGAGGAAGAUGAGCUUAGUAUGAAAGAUUAUAGCAUAACAGAUGAACACAGUGUUAGUAAGGAUGUUCUUGAUCUUGAACUAUCAUAUAUUAGACAUGAUCAUAGUGGUUAUGGACUAACAUCACAUGGUAGUCAAAUUUAUGGAAUUGGUGGUGGUGGUGGUUAUAGUCACCAUGACACUGAAAAGGUUUCAGGAUAUGAUGAAGAAGAGGAGGAGGAUAUUAUGGAUGAGGAAGAUGCAGUGCCUCCAAAAACAGUUGGGCUGUUCAGCUUGUUUAGGUACUCAACAAAGUGGGAUUGGGUGCUUGUGUUUGUGGGAUGUUUAGGGGCUCUCAUAAAUGGAGGGUCACUUCCUUUUUAUUCUUAUCUUUUUGGUGACUUGGUCAACAAGCUUUCAGCAGGAGCAGUCAAUGACAAUACCCAAAUGAUGAAGGAUGUUAAUAAGAUAUGCUUAUAUAUGACCGGGUUAGCUGCAGUUGUGGUAGUUGGAGCAUAUUUGGAGAUCACAUGUUGGAGGUUAGUGGGGGAAAGAUCUGCUCAAAGAAUAAGAACUGAGUACCUAAGAGCAAUUCUUCGACAGGACAUUAGUUUUUUUGAUACAGAUAUCAACACUGGUGAUAUUAUGCAUGGAAUUGCUAGUGAUGUUGCACAAAUUCAAGAAGUUAUGGGAGAGAAGAUGGCCCACUUCAUUCAUCAUCUAUUUACAUUCAUAUGUGGGUAUGCAGUUGGGUUUAAAAGAUCAUGGAAAAUUUCUCUGGUGGUAUUCUCAGUUACCCCAUUGACAAUGUUCUGUGGUAUGGCUUAUAAAGCACUUUAUGGUGGUCUAGCAUCAAAAGAGGAAGCUUCUUAUAGGAGUGCUGGUAAAGUUGCGGAGCAGGCAAUCAGUUCAAUUAGGACAGUGUUUUCUUUUGUUGCAGAAAGUCAAUUGGCUACAAAAUAUGCUGAAUUACUUCAAAAAUCAUCCCCAAUUGGGGCAAAAAUUGGUUUUGCUAAGGGUGCAGGCAUGGGUGUUAUAUAUUUAGUAACUUAUUCAACAUGGGCCUUGGCUUUCUGGUAUGGCUCUAUCUUAAUUUCCAAGAAUCAACUUAAUGGAGGUGCAGCUAUUGCUUGUUUCUUUGCUGUCAAUGUAGGGGGAAGAGGCUUGGCACUGGCACUUUCAUAUUUUGCACAAUUUGCACAAGGUACUGUUGCAGCAAGCCGUGUAUUCUAUGUUAUAGAGAGAAUCCCUGAGAUUGAUCCCUAUAGCCCUGAGGGCAGGAAGCUUUCCACUGUUCGUGGAAGGAUUGAGUUAAAAAACGUUAGAUUUGCAUACCCAUCUCGUCCUGAUUCUAUGAUACUUAAUUCCCUUAGUUUGGUAUUUCCAUCUUCAAAAACUUUGGCAUUGGUUGGUGCCAGUGGAGGGGGCAAGUCCACUAUCUUUGCUCUCAUAGAAAGAUUUUAUGACCCUGUUGAAGGGAUUGUUACCUUGGACGGUCAUGACUUGAGGACACUGCAAGUAAAAUGGCUAAGAGAUCAGAUUGGGAUGGUUGGUCAGGAGCCAAUUCUCUUUGCCACAUCUAUACUAGAAAAUGUGAUGAUGGGGAAAGAUAAUGCCACCAAGGAAGAUGCAAUUGCUGCUUGCAUUGCUGCUGAUGCUCACAACUUCAUCUCUAACCUACCACUAGGCUAUGACACUCAGGCUGGAGAUAGGGGUACAAAACUCUCAGGAGGUCAAAAGCAGCGAAUUGCAUUGGCUAGAGCAAUGAUCAAAGAACCUAAAAUCCUUAUUUUAGAUGAACCUACUAGUGCUCUUGAUGCUGAGUCAGAAUCUGCAGUCCAAAAGGCCAUUGACAAGAUUUCUGCAGGAAGAACAACCAUUGUCAUUGCUCAUAGGAUAGCAACAGUGAGGAACGCUCAUGCCAUUGUGGUUCUUGAACAAGGUACUGUCACUGAGAUUGGUGACCAUCGCCAGCUUAUGGGGAAAGCUGGAACAUACUACAACCUUGUCAAGCUUGCAACCGAAGCGGGUUCAAAAUCACUCUCUAAAGAAAAUGGCAUGCAAAAAGACAAUGAUUUAUCCAUCUAUGACAAAUCUGUUCCUGAUGUAUCAAGAUCAAGAUAUGAAGUUGAUAUCUCAAGGUCUAAAAACUUAAAGACUACGCAGGAGGAAAAACAAGAAGAGGUGGAAGAUAAGCAAAGCAAAAAGCCAAGAAAAUUCAGACUUUCUGAGGUAUGGAAAUUGGCAAAGCCAGAUAUUGUGAUGCUAUUUUCAGGAUUUCUUCUGGGAAUGUUUGCAGGUGCUUUUCUGUCCCUUUUUCCAUUGGCUUUAGGCAUAUCCCUUGGAGUAUAUUUUGAAAAUGACACUGAAAAGAUGAAAAGAGAAAUCGGGUACCUUUGUUUCGCACUUGUUGGACUUGGAUUUGGUUGUAUACUUUCCAUGACAGGACAGCAAGGUUUUUGUGGCUGGGCUGGAUCAAAGCUGACACUGAGGGUUAGAGACCUAUUGUUUCAAUCCAUACUGAAACAAGAACCCGGUUGGUUUGAUUUUGACGAAAACUCCACUGGUGUAUUGGUUUCAAGACUCUCAAUAGACUGUGUGAGCUUUCGUUCAGUGCUUGGUGACAGAUUCUCAGUCCUUCUUAUGGGGUUGAGUUCAGCUGCUGUUGGCCUUGGUGCUUCAUUUUACUUUAAUUGGAGACUAACCCUUUUAGCAGCAGCUAUAACUCCUUUUGCUCUUGGUGCUAGCUACAUAAACUUGAUCAUAAACGUUGGGCCACGAAUUGAUAACGACUCUUAUGCCAGAGCUAGCAAUAUUGCUUCUGGUGCAGUGUCAAACAUAAGGACAGUGGCUACAUUUUCAGCACAGGAACAGAUAGUCAAGUCCUUUGAUAGAGCCCUAUCAGAACCUAGGAAAAAAUCAUUAAAAAGUUCACAAAUUCAAGGUUUUACAUUUGGUUUCUUUCAAGGAGCCAUGUAUGGAGCUUACACCUUGACUCUUUGGUUUGGUUCCUACCUAGUAGAACAUGACAAAGCAAAAUUUGUGCAGGUGUUUAAGAUUUUUCUCAUUCUUGUUUUGAGCUCAUUUUCUGUGGGACAACUAGCUGGUUUAGCACCAGAUACUUCCAUGGCUGCCACAGCAAUUCCUGGAGUUCAAGAUAUCAUAAAUCGUAAGCCACUAAUAGCCAAGGACGGAACAAAAAAUAAGAAAGUAGAUAGAUCAAAACCGUUCAGAAUAGAAUUCAAAAUGGUGACAUUUGCAUACCCUUCUAGGCCUGGGGUGACUGUGUUGAGAGAUUUCUGUUUGAAGGUCAAAGGUGGAAGCACAGUGGCCUUGGUGGGGCCAAGUGGAUCAGGAAAAUCAACUGUCAUAUGGCUGACACAGAGGUUCUAUGAUCCAGAUCAAGGAAAGGUGAUGAUGAGUGGGAUAGAUUUGAGGGAGAUUGAUGUGAAAUGGUUAAGGAGGCAAGUAGCUUUGGUGGGUCAAGAACCUGCAUUGUUUGCUGGGAGCAUAAGGGAUAAUAUUGCAUUUGGGGACCCAAAUGCUUCAUGGGCUGAAAUUGAAGCUGCUGCAGUGGAGGCUUACAUGCACAAGUUCAUCAGUGGCCUUCCUCAGGGUUAUGAAACCCAGGUUGGUGAAAGCGGGGUCCAGUUAUCAGGUGGCCAGAAACAAAGAAUUGCUAUAGCAAGGGCCAUAUUGAAGAAAUCAAGGGUGCUUCUGCUUGAUGAAGCAAGCAGUGCCUUGGACUUGGAAUCAGAGAAGCACAUCCAAAAUGCCUUUAAGAAUGUUUCAAAAGAGGCAACAACCAUAAUAGUUGCUCACCGUCUUUCCACAAUUAGAGAAGCUGAAAAGAUAGCAGUUAUGAGAAAUGGGGAAGUGGUGGAGUAUGGGAGCCAUGACACUCUCAUCCUUCAAAAUGGUUUGUAUACUAGCCUAGUUCGAGCUGAGACCGAAGCCAAUGUCUUUGCUUGA